AUGAAAUCAUACAUCUUGUUUGCUAUUCUAAUAGGUUUCGGUGCAACUUAAAUUGUAGUGAAGACACAAACUAUCUGUGGUUGUACACAAUUAACAAAUCAAAAUGAUUGUGCCACAUUACCAGGUUGUAUAUGGUUAGAGGGAACUAACUAAUGUUAAUAGAACAAUUGCUCACUAUUAUAACAAUCUGAUUGCCUAAAAGCAUCUUUUUAUUGCCAAUGGAAUCCAAAUUUAAAUCCUCCUUCAUGUUCAGUAUUUAUAUCAUGCGUAAACUUAACAGCUAACGGCAAUUAAUAAUGUAUCUAAUAGAAUAUUAGAUGCCUUGGAUUUAAUACAACAUCAAAUUAAUGUUUAUAUUAUAGUGAAAUCACAUCUAAUUGUAUUGAUUUCCCAUAAGAUAUAUGUUCCUAUAAUUUUGGUAAAGAUGGACCUUGUUAUUGGAUUAAUGAUUAAUGUUAAGUAAUUAAUCAAUGUUCGUAUGCUCAGCAAAAAGAUUAAUGUUAAUAACUUAAUUUAUUCAAUUAAGAUUCUCCUUAAGGAAUAGUAUGUUAAUGGAAUGAAACUCAAAAUAAAUGCACAGUUAUAACAAAUUGUGGUUAAUUUACAAGUCAAGAUACUUGCAAAUACUAUUUUUCAAGUUUGAAUUCUAUCAUAUUAAAUGUAUGUGUAUGGUCUUAAAAUACAUGUGUUCCUAUUACCAAUCUUAAUAAUUUGACUUCAAUUAAUUGUUUAUCAAAUACAGGUUUAUUUUUUAGAUGGUAUGGAUUAUAGAGUAAUCUAAAUUCAGGAUUUUGUGGUCCUUGCAAACAAAUAUCAUUAGCACCAAAGGCUUAAUGUACUUGUUCUGAUUAUGUCUUACAAUCUGAUUGUAAUUCAUAGAAUAGUUUAUGUCAAUGGAAUAUAUAAACUAAAAUUUGUACUUUAAAUACAUGUUCUUAAAUAACAACAUAAAAUAUUUGCAUAACAGUGGCAAAUUGUUACUGGAGCUUCAAUACCAAUACAUGUCAAACUUUGUCAAGUUGUGAUGAUCUGAUAUUUAAGGUCAGUUCAGUUGGAUGUGCUGCAUAAAGUUUAUCAUGUGCUGGUUAUGAAGGAGGUAAUUGUAUUAAUACUUCAACUAUUUCUUCUACUUGCAGUAGUUAACAAUAAUAAAUAAAUUGUUCUUAAUUUAUUAGUAGUUAAGGCCUUUGCGUUUGGAAUAAUUAGAAUUAUUCAUGUUCACUAUUAUAAUACUGUAAUUAAAUAACUGAUGCUACAAUUUGUGGAAAUUGGUUGAAUUAAUGCAUGUGGGAUGCAAAAAUUUCAUAAUGCUAAUAAUUGACCUGCUCAACUAUUACAAAUGAAUAAAGUUGUACCUAUGUCCUCUCUUAAUUUUAAUCAACUUAGUACUAAUUGUGUAGAUGGAAUAAUUCACUAGGACCUCAAGGAGCUUGUUAAAAUGCUUAUUCAGCUUUAUUAUAAACUUCAUAAACCUGUCUUAAUAAUACUGGUAACACUUUUAGAUGGAGCACCAACAAUGAAUCUGCAGGAAUGUGUGUUUCAUGUGGUACUAUAUAAUUGUCAUUGUAAACAACAUCUUCUUGCCAAUGUUCCUAAUUAUAAUCCAAAGAAAAUUGCUAAAACACAGGAUUUUGCACUUACAACAAUCUAACUAACAUUUGUUCAUCAUCACCUUGCACUUAAUAUGAAAAUUAGAUUACUUGCGCUUCAUUAAGUACUUGCUAUUGGAAUAGUACAUCAGGCUGUUAAGCCUUCACUAAUUGUUCUUCAUUAACAGCAACUAAUUAAUUAGAAUGUAUCAAUAUGAAUGCUUCAUGUAAAGGAAUCAGCUAUGGUAAUUGUUAAUCCUUCCCAACAUAAACUUGUGCUACUAUGUACACAACUAGUGGUAAUUGUUAUAAUAAUAUUGGUACUGAUGGAGUUUGUUUCUUGAGCAUAAAUGAAUAAACUACUACUUAAUGUAUUGGAUUUUCAUAAUGUACUUAAGCCACAAAUGAAACCUUGUGUCUUAGAAAUCAACUUUCAUGUUCAUGGAAUAAUCUUAAUAAUAUGUGCUCUUAAAUUAAUUGUUCAUCAUUCAAAAAUUAAUUAAAUUGUAAAUUCUAUCUACCUAAUCCACUCUCAUCUGAAGUCAUUCCAUGUGUAUGGAGUAAUAAUAUAUGUGGACAAGCUUCUGAUAUUUUAAAAUAAUUAACUUAAAAUACUUGUGCAUCUAGUACUCAUAAUACUUAUAGUUGGAUAACAUUAUCAACUACCAGUGGAUAUUGUAUCAGAUGUUAAUAAUUGGUCACACUACCUAAAUAAUGUAUCUGUUCAUUUUUAUCCUUAUAUGAUUGUUCCUAAGCUCUAGAAUGUUACUGGAAUAAUGGGUCUUGCUUAUAAUUGCAAUGUUAAAAUAUAAUUUAAUAAACUAUAUGUGCUUCUUAAAUAGGGUGUUAUUGGAACAACAAUUAGUGUAACUUAUUUCAUGGUCAAUGCUAUACUUUAUCAGGAAAGAAUUAAACUGAAUGUAUGUAAUAAAAUGUAUAUUGCGUUGGUAGUAACGGAAUUAAUUGCAUUGAAAAUCUUAAUAACUGUGAAGCAAAUACAUAAGAUUCAUCCUGUCUUACAUCUCUUGGAAGGGAUGGAGCAUGUUAUUGGAAUAAGUCAACCAAUAAAUGCAUGGCUGUCAAUUCAUGUUAUUAAUUACCAGAAUCUGCAUGCAAAAUAAGAUCUAAAUCUUGUUAUUGGGAUGCUACAUAAUGUUAAACUUUAACCUGUAGUACUCUCUAUGCAUAGUUCAAUUAAUGUACUUUUGUAAUGAAAUUAUCAUCCUAAAAUUAUGUUCAGGUAUGUUAACUACAAAAUAAUGAAUGUACAUAAAUAACUAAUGUGUUGAGUUUAUCUUAAGAUCAAUGCUAUCUUAAUACAAAUAAAACAGCAAGAUGGAUUCCAUAAUCUUCAAAUUAUGGAGGAAUUUGUUAUUCUUGUUCUGCUAAUAUGAUUCCUACUUACAAUUUUCCAACAUGUUAAUGUUAUUAAUACAUGACAUAGAGUGAUUGUAAUAAUGCCAUAAAUUAAUCUUGUAUUUGGAUAAAUAACAUAUGUACCCAAUAACCUUGUUCAUAAAUUUCUAGCAAUUAAGUUUGUGCAUAAACAAUAGGUUGUGGAUGGAAUAUCAUUACAAGUGUUUGUGAAAAUUUCACUUCAUGUAAUUCAAUCAGUGGUGUGGGAUUGAGUAUUUAAUUAUGUCUCACUUAUUCUACUUAAUGCGGAGGUUACGAUGGAGCAAAUUGUACUUCAUCCCCAACGAUUACUUGUGGAUCAAUGUCACCAUCUACUUGUAGUGGUACUUAUGGAUCUGAUGGUAUAUGUAUUUGGAAUCCAUAUAUUACUGAUUCGUGUAUAGCAGUAACGACAUGUAGUUAAAUAAUUAUUUAGCAAAUUUGCAGUUAUUAUUCUGAUUAUUGUUAUUAUGCAAAUAAUUAAUGUUAAUAACUUACCUGUGCUAAUUUUACAACACCUGCAUCAUGCAAAUUUGUAAUGUCAUUACUUAAUAUUGGAGAAAUUUAAUUAUGUCAAUGGUCGACAAAUACAUAAAAUCCCUCUUGUAUUAAUUUGGUUACAUCUUCAGAACUUAAUUCAGUUAAUUGUUCAGCAAAUACAGGAUUCACUUAUAGAUGGGUUCCAACAAUAAAUUAAAAUAGUUCAACACUUAGUAAAAAUGGUUAUUGUACUAAAUGUUUGAUGAAUAUCAUAAAUAUACCUGGAUAAUGUGCUUGUAACUAAUUAAUUUACUAGUAUGAUUGUUUAUCAAAUCCUUAAUGUUCUUGGUCAACUGCUAUCACAACUCCAAGUUGUUAUAAUAAACCUUGCAAUUAAAUUAUUUAAUAAGGAAUUUGCAGUUCAAAUCCAAGAUGCUCUUGGUCAGCAACCCAAAAUAUAUGUUAGCCAUUUUCAUCAUGUUCAGAUCUAUAUGGUGUUAAUUCUGGAGAAUGUUCUAGUUAUUCAAUUUAUUGUGCAGCAAUAUCAAAAACAUUUUUACAAUUUUAAUAAAAAUAUAUUUGUGCACCAACACCAAAUCAAUGUUCAGUUACACCUUCUUAAGGAACUGUAGGAGGAAUAACAACUGCAUCAGAUUGUUAAAACACUUAUGUUAAUUUUGGUAUUUGUUAAUAUAAUCCAAAUAACUAACAAUGUACUAAAAUUACUAUGUGUUCAGAUAUUUCAACUUAAUAGCAAUGUCAACAAUUUAAUCAUGCUUGUUUUUGGUAACCACCAAUGAAAACAACAGCAACAGCUUCUUGUGUAGCUGCAAGCUGUAACAAUUUUACUAAUUAACAAUAAUGUACUUAUAUUUUAAAUUCCUUAUCAGCUACUAAUGUUACCUUAUGUUAAUGGUAAACAAUUGGUGUUUGUAUUGAAAGUACAAAUACAAAAAAUCUCUCUUCAACAAACUGCUACUCCAAUACUUUAAUGAUGUCAAGAUGGAGUUCUACUUAACCUAAUUCUGGUUUUUGUGCAACAUGCAGCUCAUACAGUUAAAGUCAAACUUACAAAUCUCCAUGUUUUUGCAACGAAUUAUCCUAAUAAGAAUGUUUAUUGGCUUCUCCUUAGUGUUCAUACAAUUCAAUUACUUCUGCUUGUGUUGUCUAAAACUGUUAAUCAAUUAUAUCUUAGUAUUCAUGUGCUGCAAAUCCUAAUUGUAUCUACAUUGGAAGUUGUCAAAAUUAUAUAAAAUCACCUACUAGUACAACUUAUGGAUGUGCAAAUAUCACCACUGCUUCAUCUCCUUUUGAUUGCUUAACAGCUUCAGUAAAUUGUCCAAAAUUUGUUCCUGAUACAAUCUCAGGAAGCCUUGGUAAAUGUUAUGUAGCAGAAGAAUGCAGCAAACUAUUAAAUGGGGCUGUAUGCAAUAAUUAUUAUAAUUAAGCUGUGGCUGGUUAUUGUGUUUGGUAUGAUAAUUAGUGUUAAACUAUUAACAAUUGCAAAUAGAUUAUUGAUAUUGAAGUUUGCAGUUUAUAAAGCAAAAGAUGUUAAUGGAGUGUUCUUUUGAAUUCUUGCAUCACUCAAUCAUGUAAUUCAUACACUAGCUAAUCUGAUUGCAAUUAUGUAUACACCUCCUAUACACUUGGAGAUAUCGCUCUUUGUUACUGGGAUUCCUUCUAUAAUGAAUGCAGAAGUGCAAACCUAUCAUUAGCAAAAACAUUUAAUACCACUAAUUCAACAUAAUGUUAUGUAAAUACAGGACAUGUAUAUCACUUGAAUGGAAAUGAUUGUAUAAGAUGCUUCUAAGACAUUUUAAGCAUUUUUCUAAUAACCAUGUUCCUCAUAUUAAUUUGA
This is a messenger RNA of Paramecium pentaurelia, 5322 nucleotides long. Lineage: Eukaryota; Ciliophora; Oligohymenophorea; Peniculida; Parameciidae. The record is from the annotation of a GenBank genome assembly.